Necator americanus (New World hookworm) is the source of this 210-nucleotide messenger RNA. RefSeq lists its product as uncharacterized. NCBI's taxonomy places the organism in Eukaryota, Metazoa, Nematoda, Chromadorea, Rhabditida, Ancylostomatidae. The coding region runs from base 1 to 210 and encodes 69 amino acids. The transcript has 3 exons. The record is from RefSeq and is a predicted model, not a curated record.
AUGUCAUCACACGUAGCCAUUACCGAUAAAAGUAAAGAUAAAGAUAAAAAGAAGGAUAAACAAUGUAAUUCAUUCCGAGUGACGUAUAACGUACAUGGUGCGCAGGAUCGCUUAGCGUUUCAAUCCAAGGGGACAACAGACUGUACGGAAUCUCUGAAUCGAAAUUAUGCUAUGUGCCGCAAAGAUGUUCAGUUAUAUCAAAACUUAUAA